Strongylus vulgaris is the source of this 525-nucleotide messenger RNA. The record is from the annotation of a GenBank genome assembly. Lineage: Eukaryota; Metazoa; Nematoda; Chromadorea; Rhabditida; Strongylidae.
AUGGCAGAUUCUCAAACUGUGAAGGAAACUGAUAUAGCUGUUGGUAUUCUACGACUUCUUGAAACAGAAAAAGUGGUGACCGAAGGAGCUGGGGCAAUUGGUGUAUCUGCCUUACUCGCUGGAUGUCUUCCGGAACUAGCUGGAAAGAAGGUUGCAUGCAUACUGAGUGGUGGCAACAUCGAUUCCACCAUGAUUGGAAGAUGUAUUGAAAAAGGAUUAGCUGUGGACAAUCGUUUGGUUCGUUUCGAAGCUCUCAUUUCUGAUCGUCCCGGAGGCGUUGCAGAACUUUCAAGAAUUGUUAGUGAAACGGGCGCUAAGAUCAAAGCAAUGGCAAUGGGGUUUGUAGCCAUUCUGAUCUCAGCCAUUAAGGAACGAGCUUUUCAUCAUACCGAAGCAUUCAAUACACAGUGUAAGGUUAUAGCAGAGACACGGGGGAUAGACCACGCGCUGGAAUUGAACAGCAGUUUGAAGAAAAGGUAUGGCACAGACUGUAAUUUCUUCACGAUCCGUGGUCCACUGGUUUGA